GUUUUGAGUUUAUUUUAGGGUUUGACAAAGCAUACAGCUAGGGGUGGGCCGGGAGAAGAAACCAAGAUGGCAGCAGCAGAUCGGACAGUGUCACAAAGGAGAUGUUAGACACGUGUAUAAGGUUCGGCCUUUCCUAGGUCCUGAGUCCCCGGGGCCUCCAUCGCCCCGCCCCUUCUUCCGGCUGGAGCAUCGAGGCCCAGACCGAUUUCGGCCUCGGCAGAGGGUGGAGCCAGGUUCUCAGCUUCCAGCACGCCUGCGCUACUGCAGGAGCAUCUCGGCGACCUUAGAAGCUGAGCCGGCUUGCUUCCGCUUCCGGGUUGGGAUUAUGGCGGUGGCAAAUUCAAGCCCAGUCAACCCUAUCGUCUUCUUUGAUGUUAGCAUCGGUGGCCAGGAGGUUGGCCGAAUGAAGAUUGAGCUCUUCGCGGACAUCGUUCCCAAGACAGCGGAGAAUUUCAGGCAAUUCUGCACAGGGGAAUUCAGGAAAGAUGGAGUCCCUAUUGGAUACAAGGGGAGCACCUUUCACAGGGUUAUAAAAGAUUUCAUGAUUCAAGGAGGAGACUUUGUAAAUGGAGAUGGCACUGGAGUUGCAAGCAUUUACCGGGGACCGUUUGCAGAUGAAAACUUUAAAUUAAGGCACUCAGCUCCAGGUCUGCUUUCCAUGGCAAACAGUGGCCCCAGUACCAAUGGCUGCCAGUUCUUUAUUACCUGCUCCAAAUGUGAUUGGCUGGAUGGGAAGCAUGUGGUUUUUGGAAAAAUAAUUGAUGGACUUCUAGUGAUGAGAAAAAUUGAGAAUGUUCCCACUGGACCUAACAAUAAGCCCAAGCUGCCUGUGGUCAUCUCACAGUGUGGGGAGAUGUAAUGGAUCUCAGUGCUGAAUCAGGCUUCCUUUUGCUCCAGUGAUGCUUCUGAGAAGAUGGGUUGGCCUCUUUGGUUACCUUUGGGAUCCAGAGAGAGGCUGUGUCAUGGAUUCAGGACUCCAAGCCUUUUAUUUUUAAAUUUUGAACUGUAAAUAAAGCUUGUGUUUUGGUUGUCUUUUUUAUUACUCUA
This is a messenger RNA of Gracilinanus agilis (Agile Gracile Mouse Opossum), 1047 nucleotides long. It is a transcript of the gene PPIH, whose product is annotated as peptidylprolyl isomerase H. Gene Ontology annotation, biological process: protein peptidyl-prolyl isomerization; protein folding. Gene Ontology annotation, molecular function: peptidyl-prolyl cis-trans isomerase activity. Gene Ontology annotation, cellular component: intracellular membrane-bounded organelle. The transcript has 10 exons. NCBI's taxonomy places the organism in Eukaryota, Metazoa, Chordata, Mammalia, Didelphimorphia, Didelphidae. The record is from RefSeq and is a predicted model, not a curated record. Bases 326 to 859 code for a protein of 177 amino acids.